Gambusia affinis (western mosquitofish) is the source of this 984-nucleotide messenger RNA. RefSeq names its product cyclin-dependent kinase inhibitor 1D (gene cdkn1d). Gene Ontology annotation, molecular function: cyclin-dependent protein serine/threonine kinase inhibitor activity. Gene Ontology annotation, biological process: regulation of mitotic cell cycle; signal transduction by p53 class mediator. Lineage: Eukaryota; Metazoa; Chordata; Actinopteri; Cyprinodontiformes; Poeciliidae. Gene Ontology annotation, cellular component: nucleus. The transcript is spliced from 3 exons. The record is from RefSeq and is a predicted model, not a curated record. Bases 444 to 977 code for a protein of 177 amino acids.
AGCAGACUAAAACCGGAGAACAUUUUCGCUUCACGGACUCUUAAAACAAAUGCACCAGCAGCAUUGCACGCACUAACUGCGUCUUCUCGCAGCUUAGUUUGCGAGCACUUUGCGCUGCGUUUACUGACGCUCAGAAUCUAGAGUUGCGCUCCACCUCUGUCGGGUCUCGGCACUGAGAAAGACUGUUUUGACGGAAACCACGUGACCGUCUCCUUCUCGUAGGACGUCCCCUCCUGUCUCCUGAGUCCACAACAAACAAGUCACACAGAUAAGAAGGCUAAAAGUAUCCUUUCGUGGGCACUGACUCCUGGAACUUGACAACGUGACAGUGUUUAUAUCCACGGGGUGUUGUCACACAGCUCACUCCACGGGAGUCGGUGAUUAUUGUUCGUCAUUCGUCUUGGGAAAACUUCAUAUUAAGAUACUUAAGCUGAUGGGAUAGGAUGAUGGCUUCUACGUCAACGUUGUCUGGAGGAACCAUAACGUCUGAGUCCGAGACCUCGACUCUCCAAGGCAUCGACGCCUUGAAGCUGAAGGUAGGGCCGGUGAGGAGAAACCUCUUCGGCCCUGUUGACCACCAGCAGCUAAAGCAGGACUUCCAGCAGCUUCUCCGCAUGAGCGUGGAGGUUGCCAACAAGCGCUGGAACUUUGACUUCCAGAGAGACGUGCCAGGAGAGGGCGCCAACGUGGAGUGGGUGGAGGUCGGGUGCCAGGACGUGCCGGCGUUUUACCGGAGCUGCUUGGUGAGGCCCGGGGUGUUGGCCAGAAAAAUCACGAGGAGCACCUCAACGUCGUCGAUGGAGGAAGACAGCUCUCCUGUCUCUGAGAGCUCGUCUGGGGAAGAGUACCUGGAAGUGACCACUAGAGGGAGCUACUCACUUCGGCGGCUGGGAAAACGCAGACAAUCUGCAAUCACAGAUUUCUUUAAGGUGAAGAAGAGGAAACUCAUGCCCCGCAAAGCUUCUUCUCAGCAGUAGAAAAGUU